CAUCUCGAAAACAACAGCCUGCGAUUGUCCCAGCCAUAUCACCCCAGUACCUCUUAUCAGUCAAUUGACGCAUAUCCAGAAUACUCUGAAUUUUAUCUACUUUAUGGUCUGACUUUUGCGGUGAUUCUUUGACAGCGAAGAAGUUCUUCGCACCUCAGACGUCGCAAAGAUGCCGUACAAUAUAGCAAUGGUUUGCGAUUUCUUUUAUCCGCAGCCGGGAGGAAUCGAGUCACAUAUAUAUCAACUUUCUUCGAAAUUAAUAUCACUCGGCCACUCAGUCAUCAUCAUCACCCACGCCGACGGCUCCCGUUCAGGCGUCCGAUACCUCACCCACGGCCUCAAAGUCUACUACGUCCCAUUCUUCGUGCUGUACCGAGAAUCGACCUUCCCCUCCGUGUUCUCGUUCUUCCCGCUGCUGCGCAACAUCCUCAUUCGCGAACGCAUCCAGAUCGUACACGGCCACGCUAGUCUGAGCUCGCUGUGCCAUGAGGCUAUUUUGCAUAGCAGGACGAUGGGACUCAAGACUGUGUUUACUGACCAUUCGCUGUUUGGGUUUGCGGACCCGGGGAGUAUUUUGGGGAAUAAGUUGCUGAAGUUCACGUUGAGUGAUAUUGGGCAUGUCAUUUGCGUUUCGCAUACUUGCAAAGAGAACACGGUCCUGCGAGCAUCGCUUGAUCCAAAUAUGGUCAGCGUUAUUCCAAAUGCCGUCGUCGCUUCCAACUUCUUACCAGACCCAGGGAAGGCUUCAUCAUCGCACAUUACGAUCGUCGUGAUUUCUCGCUUGUACCCCAAUAAAGGCGCAGAUCUUCUCACGGCCGUCAUCCCUCGAAUUUGCCUGCUGCAUCCGACUGUGCGGUUCAUCAUUGCCGGCAGCGGACCGCGCGAGAUUGAUCUCGAGCAGAUGCGGGAAAAGUACCAGUUGCAGGAGCAAGUCGAGCUGAUGGGCAGCGUGCGGCACGAGGACGUGCGCGAUGUGAUGGUCAAAGGGCAUAUAUAUCUUCAUCCAACACUUACAGAGGCGUUUGGAACCGUAUUGGUUGAAGCAGCCUCGUGCGGGCUACUUGUCGUGACGACAAAAGUUGGCGGUAUCCCCGAAGUCCUGCCGUCGCACAUGACGAUAUUCUCGUCUCCGUCCGAGGACUCGCUCGUGACGUCGACCAGCCGCGCGAUCUCUCUGAUCGACUCCAAAGCAGUCGACACCUCCAAAUUCCACGACCAAGUCAAGGGCAUGUACGGCUGGCACAACGUCGCGCGGCGGACAGAGCGCGUGUAUGAUAUCAUUGCCGACCGGAAAAACGAGCCGCUGGUGGACAGGCUGAAGCGGUACUACGGCUGCGGCAUAUGGGCGGGCAAGUUGUUUGUGAUGUGUGUUGUUCUUGACGUGUUGCUGCUGCGGUUUCUGGAGUGGCUGUUUCCGGCAGCGAAUAUCGAUCGGGUGAGGAAGUGGCCGAGAAGGCCGACGGAUCGAGCGUUGCUGGCGGGGGAGAAUGAUAAUAUUACAAAGGUGGAGAGUGAGGAUGAGGAGAGUGGACUGGCAGACAGCUAGCGCUGGAGAAGUAUAAUAUACCAGUACUUCCCAUCAAUCAGUAAAUCAAUAUGUAGAUAGCAGAUGCUGGCACGAGCUGUAGACUGUCGAUUAUUCACAUUUUCCGAUAAUCGUC
Molecule: messenger RNA, 1661 nt
Organism: Myxozyma melibiosi
Lineage: Eukaryota; Fungi; Ascomycota; Lipomycetes; Lipomycetales; Lipomycetaceae
Exons: 5
Coding region: 170-1546 (458 amino acids)
Biological process (GO): GPI anchor biosynthetic process
Cellular component (GO): glycosylphosphatidylinositol-N-acetylglucosaminyltransferase (GPI-GnT) complex
Molecular function (GO): phosphatidylinositol N-acetylglucosaminyltransferase activity
Source: RefSeq, a predicted model, not a curated record